Monoraphidium neglectum is the source of this 423-nucleotide messenger RNA. RefSeq names its product malonyl-CoA decarboxylase. Gene Ontology annotation, biological process: malonyl-CoA catabolic process; acetyl-CoA biosynthetic process; positive regulation of fatty acid oxidation. Gene Ontology annotation, cellular component: mitochondrial matrix; peroxisomal matrix. Bases 1 to 423 code for a protein of 140 amino acids. NCBI's taxonomy places the organism in Eukaryota, Viridiplantae, Chlorophyta, Chlorophyceae, Sphaeropleales, Selenastraceae. The transcript is spliced from 3 exons. Gene Ontology annotation, molecular function: malonyl-CoA decarboxylase activity. The record is from RefSeq and is a predicted model, not a curated record.
AUGCAGCUGCCGCCGCCACUCACACUGGCGGAGCGUGGGGCGCUGCAGCAGCUGCUUUCUCUGCGGCUGCCCUCGGCAGGGGAUGCGGCAGCGGCUCUUGCAGAGUCUCGGCUGCUGCUGCUGCAGCUCGCGGCGGAGUACCUGGUAGUGUCGAAAAGCGGCAGCAGCACCGGCGGCGGCAGCGCGGCCGCACUGGACCCGGUCGCGCGCUUCCACUGCUCUAACGGCGCCGCCCUGCGGCGCAUCAAUUGGGGGGCUGACUUGUCGCCAGACGGCUGGCAGCGCAGCCUGGGGCUCAUGGCCAACUACAGCUACGACCUGGCGCGCCUGGAGGAGCGCGCCCGCUGGUACGCGGAGACGGGGCGGGUCGAGGCCGCGCCCGGCGUGCUGCAGCUGCUCGCAGGCGGCCGCAGCGGCAGCUGA